GUAUUGCCUCUGUGAGAGUGUUUGUGUUCCCCCUCAGUCUCUGAAGUCUAACUCUGUUCAUACUGAGCUGUCUGAGCUUCAGGAUGACCCGCAGGGCCCUUCUCGCUCCCCUGCUGCUCCUGCUGGGCCUGUUCAUCCACAGUGCCGUCAGUCAGGAGGCUGAGAACUCAGAGGCAGGAGCGCCUCCACCACCAGGCCAGGCCUCUGAUGGCACGCAGGCGGAGGACGCAGAUGAAGAGUGGGGACUGAACUCUCUCAGAGGCAGCUUUGAGGCCGUCGGCAGCUACUUUGACUCGAUGCUGGAGUUCAUGGGCGGACGUGAUGGAGUGUGCCAGUACCGCUGUAGAUAUGGUAAAGCUCCUCUUCCUCGUCCUGGAUACCAGAUGCCAGAACCUAAUGGAUGUAGCUCCUACUUCUUUGGACUUCCUGUUCCCGAAGGGAUGGACAUGGGUAUUCCUGCCAUGACCAAGUGUUGCAAUCAGCUGGACAUGUGUUACGACACCUGUGGCUCCAACAAGUACCGCUGCGACUCCAAGUUCCGCUGGUGUCUCCACAGCAUCUGUUCAGACCUCAAGAAGAGCCUUGGCUUUGUGUCAAAAGUUGAAACAUGUGAGACAGUAGCAGACACCUUGUUCAACACAGUGUGGACUCUGGGAUGCAGACCCUACAUGAACAGCCAGAGGGCAGCGUGCUACUGUCCAGGAGAGGAGAAAGAUGAACUUUAAAGAAGAC
Molecule: messenger RNA, 732 nt
Organism: Toxotes jaculatrix (banded archerfish)
Lineage: Eukaryota; Metazoa; Chordata; Actinopteri; Toxotidae
Product: group XIIB secretory phospholipase A2-like protein
Exons: 4
Coding region: 84-725 (213 amino acids)
Biological process (GO): cholesterol homeostasis; lipid catabolic process; phospholipid metabolic process
Cellular component (GO): extracellular region
Molecular function (GO): calcium ion binding; A2-type glycerophospholipase activity
Source: RefSeq, a predicted model, not a curated record